Capronia coronata CBS 617.96 is the source of this 1107-nucleotide messenger RNA. RefSeq names its product isopenicillin-N N-acyltransferase. NCBI's taxonomy places the organism in Eukaryota, Fungi, Ascomycota, Eurotiomycetes, Chaetothyriales, Herpotrichiellaceae. The record is from RefSeq and is a predicted model, not a curated record. The coding region runs from base 1 to 1107 and encodes 368 amino acids. The transcript is spliced from 3 exons.
AUGGCGGUCCAGGCAAUGGCCCCCAGAAAGAUCGAAUUGAAGGGUACACCUAGAGAGAUCGGUCUCCAACAUGGCCGUCUGUUACAGUCGGAGAUCAAAAGCCAGAUGGAAGUGUAUGGGGCAAUGUUUGAACUGACAUCCCAGAUGGCCUGGCCAGAGGUUCUUGACGUUGCCGCCGAGUUCGCCGCCACCAUCAAGCGACUGACGCCCGAGAUCUUCGACGAGAUGCAAGGCAUUGCCGAGGGUGCGCAAGUGCAGCUCCUGGACAUUGUUGCGUUGAACUGCCGGAGCGAAAUCGCCCUUGGCCGCUUCACAGACGGCUGCACCAGUAUCGCAUGGAACGUAGGAAACGUCCAAUCGAAAAAGGUGGUGCUGGCUCAGAAUUGGGACUGGACCGCCCAGGUCAAGAAGAACAUCGUUAUGAUGUCCAUUGAACAGGUUGGAACCCCCAAAAUUUGGAUGAUCACAGAGUCCGGGAUUGUAGGUAAAAUUGGAUUCAAUUCGGCGUCGGUAGGAACGUGUCUCAAUGCGAUUCGAGCCCGACCGAUAUUGAGCACCAAAGUCCCGAUCCACGUGGCCCUUCGACUCUGUCUGCAGAGCACUUCGGUCGACGGUGCCAUUGCCACAUUGAGAACGCUAGGAGGAGUCGCGUCAAGUCAACACAUCCUCCUUGCGGACAAAACCAGGGCUGUCGGUUUAGAACUCUCGCCACUGGGCGAUGUCCAUCUGUCCGAGCAGGACGGGAUAGUCACGCAUUCCAACCACUUCAUCGAGAACAGGUAUGUGGAGGAACCUCCUUGGCUGGCAGGGUCCCCGGUCCGCCUGGAACGGAUUCGACAACUUGCCGCGAAGCUGAAGAGCGAAGGUGUUGGUGGUGACAUGGUGGAGGGUUCUUUAUUGAGAGAACGGAUCUUCUCGGAUACCUUCAAUGCGCCGCAAGCCAUUUGCUGCAUUGAGGAUGCAUCCAGACCGAUCCAGACGCGGAGCAGCACUUUGUUCAACGUCGUCAUGUCCUUGAAAGAAGGAGAGGGUGGCUCGUCUGCAGAAGUGGUUUGGGGAAAGCCAGGAUCUGGUGAAGAGGGACCGACAUUGGUCAUGCCUUGGUAG